This is a messenger RNA of Saxophila tyrrhenica, 1197 nucleotides long. RefSeq lists its product as uncharacterized. The record is from RefSeq and is a predicted model, not a curated record. Gene Ontology annotation, cellular component: membrane. NCBI's taxonomy places the organism in Eukaryota, Fungi, Ascomycota, Dothideomycetes, Mycosphaerellales, Extremaceae. Bases 1 to 1197 code for a protein of 398 amino acids. The transcript has 3 exons.
AUGGACCACGAGCAUUCCGCCCCUUUACUGGAUGAAGACAGGACCAGCCAGGACAUCGAACUAGCACAACUAGACGGCCCUUCAGAUCGUUUGAUUCACGAAGAGCCGCACCCUGAUGCACCUAUCCCAGCUGUACCCAAAAACAAGGCUUCCUACAUAGCAAUUGCAGCAGCUUUGGUAGUGACAGUGGUCGGAUUUGUGGUGAACACAGAAGCCACCGCCUACUUCGAGGACGUGCUGGGCUGGAAGAAGCCUUUCUGUACCAUGUGGCUCACCCACAGCUCACUGUCCAUCCCCUGGAUCUGCCAUCUGGCAUGGUCACGCUACCGGGACCGCAAGAUGCCCUACAAAGCAUGGGUGCGGGAGUACAACAACCAAAUCCGCGAGACCGUCUCUUCUGUCGAUGCCUACGCGACUAGCGGAUCGAAGUACAUCAUUAAGCGGAAAGGGAAUGUUGGAGGUCCGCUUGAUUUUCUGGCAUCUACUAUGGCUAUCGUUACUGUCGUCCUUACGGCCAGUGGUCUGUCGUGGUUCAUGGCACUGGCUCUCACUACACCUGCAGACCUCACGGCCAUCUACAACUGCUCGACAUUCUUUGCGGCCGCUUUCUCAGUCCCAUUGCUGAAGGAAAGGUUGGGCUGGCUGGCGAUCGCGGCAGUGGCGCUUUCUAUUACUGGAACCUUCAUCAUCGCCUACGGCGAUUCUACCUCUGAGCACGAAGACGACGCUAUUGGAGGAUCGCGGCUGCUUGGGAAUCUGAUAGCGAGCAUCGGCGCCGUGGCGUUUGGCUUGUAUGAAGUGCUGUUCAAGAAGUGGGCGUGCUCGUCGAAGCCCAUGCCACCGGCGGCGAGUUUGCCGCUUACUUUUGCUGCGUCCGCAUUGACGGGAAUCUACACUUUUUCCACCCUUUGGUUAGGCCUGGUUGUGUUGCAUUUUUCCGGUGUGGAAACGUUUGAGGUACCCAGCGCUAUCGAUCAAUAUGUUGAUAGUGCUGGUGGUGUGGACGGAUCCUGUGUUUGGAAGCAUGGCGAGCGUAUAAAGGCUAACAGCAGCAGAUUGAGCGUAUUCUUCGUUGCGCUUGCGGAUUGGAUCGUGUUUGGAUUGACGCCAUCUAUUGCUACUUACGUCGGCGGCGGCUUGAUUAUGGUGGCAUUUGUGCUGUUAACGAAGCAUACCCUUGGAGAGUCGAAGCAUUAG